AUGAUUUAUAAAAUAGUUUUUCUUAGUCUCGUAGCGGCGUGUUACGUCUUGGCGGCACCUACGGCCGUCGUGCCAUUAGAAAAGCAACAGCCAACCGUCAUACCUAUCAUCUCACAGUCUGAAGAAUUGGAACCAAAUGGAACUUACAAGUUCAGUUAUGAAACUGGUAACGGAAUAAAGAGGGAAGAAGUAUCUUACGACAAAGUUAUACCAAAGGCUGCAGGUCGUAAAGCCAGCAGCAGUGAGGAAGGUGGGGAAAGUGAUGAAAGUGGCGACAGCGAUGAAAUUCACGUACAACGAGGUUCAUACUCAUACACUGCUCCCGAUGGUACCAUUAUCACUUUAAGUUACAUUGCCGAUGAAAAUGGCUUCCAACCUAUCGGAAGUCACUUGCCUAGAGCGCCAACUCCAGUGCCGGUUUCUCCAGCUUCAAACGAAAAGACUGGACGCGCUUUGAAGACUCCGGACAACUCUGAGUCAGCAUCAGUGCAAUUACAGAGUGUUAAGGCAUCAGAAGAUAAACCUAAGGCUUCUGAGAAUAUACCCACUGAUUCUUCAGCUCAAGUGGUGGAGCAACAAGAACAACCAAAAGAUUCUGAAAAAUCUGGAGAGAACGCUAUUGCAGGCGAUUCAGCUACUUCACCUACUCAACAAUUAGAUGCACAGCCGAAGUCAGCUGAAACUAUAGUUUCGGGUGAACCUGGACAAAAAGUUGAAACCACAGAAAACGCAGCAACUCCUCAGGCCGAAGUGAAGUCUGAAUCGGCCGAAGCUUCAGCGCCUUUACAAUCUAAUGAUAAACCAGCCCCUACUGAAACUGGAUCACAACCUAUAUCUGAGCCAUCAUCAGAUCAGCCACAGCAACAGCCACAAUCAGACGAAAACUCGCAAGUAGGUGUAACAACUGGACAAAAUGAUUCCCAAGAAAUAGCUGAAACUACACCUGGGUCAGCAGUUCCUAAAUCUGACAUAGCUGAAGUUCAAACUACGGCAAGCCAAUCUAGCGAAAAGUCUGACAUCAAUGAAGCCAGUUCAGAAACAACGCCUGAGGCUAUAUCUACAGAAUCACCUGCACAGCCAGAAGCAGUUUCAACAACUGAACUUAACGAGCUUGAAAAUAAUGCGGCAACUACUGAAACUUCCGCAGUGACUGAAUCAGGAAUUCAAUCAGACACAACUGAAUCUGUAGUCACAGACUCUCCUCAGACCAGUGAAAAAUCAGAUGUUACUGAAGCUGUAUCAGUAACAACUGAUGCUGUUGCAACCGAAGCAGGAUCAACACAAACUGUCGCACAGUCAGAAGAAGAUUCAACAACUAGUCAAAGUAACGCUGAAGAAAAAGCUGCGACUACAGAAGCAUCAAUAAGCACUGAAGCUGAAUUGAAAUCGGAAACCACUGAAUCUGCGGAUCAAACUAUUCCUGCAUCAGAUGUCACGGAGGCUGGCUCAGGAGCUGAACCUAAGACCAGUGAAGAUAAUUCACUUUCUGAUGAAAAAUCAUCAGAAUCAACGACGCAAGCAGCUUCUAAUGAACAAACAACUGGUUCAUCUGAAUCUGUAGAGACAACAUCAGGUGCAUCAGAUGAAAAAGCUACUGAACCUUCAAGUGAAGAAACAACAAUAGCAGUUGCGGUAGCUGGCGAUACCACUGCAAGCGCUGAGAGUUCAGUAACAGCGAGCGAUGCUGCAGCGGUAGAUGAAGCGACAACCGCGAACACCGACGUAACAACGAAAGCAGCGGAAGAUAUACCACAAGCGGUCUCGGAGUCUGCUACAAGUGCCGCGCCGACAUCUGAGGAAGUAAGCGCUUCUGCUUCUUCAGCUUAAUUGUGUUGGAUAGCAGCUUAUUUCUGUCGAAAUUGUAAAUUAACUUUCUUUCCAGCAUUUGACAAUCAAUAACGGAUAUACUCAAAAGGACGGGGUACUAACAAAUUAUGGAAUACUUUAUAUCGACGAAAAUGUUAAAAAU
This is a messenger RNA of Papilio polytes (common Mormon), 1969 nucleotides long. Its product is annotated as cell wall protein RBR3-like. The coding region runs from base 1 to 1827 and encodes 608 amino acids. The record is from RefSeq and is a predicted model, not a curated record. NCBI's taxonomy places the organism in Eukaryota, Metazoa, Arthropoda, Insecta, Lepidoptera, Papilionidae. Gene Ontology annotation, molecular function: structural constituent of chitin-based larval cuticle. The transcript has 3 exons. Gene Ontology annotation, cellular component: chitin-based extracellular matrix.